AUGAAGGCCUUCUUUGCACUCGCCGUGGCCGCGCUGCCGCUGCUGGCCAACGCGUCGCUCGAGACCCGCGCCUCCAACGGCGGCGGCCAUCGACGCGGCUACCGGCCACGACACUUUGGCAGCCACAACGUCCGUCGGAGCGCCCCGGGCGCCGCCAUCGCCACGUCCUGGGAUCAGGUGGGCGACCAGGUGUUUGACUACGUCAUCGCCGGCGGCGGUACCGCUGGCCUUGCGCUGGCCGGCCGGCUCAGCGAGGAUCCGGACGUCACCGUGGCCGUCAUCGAGGCCGGCGCCAGCGGCUACGACCACGACGAGCAGCUCCUGACGCCCAGCAACGCCUACUUCAAGAGCUCCGUCGGCACCGAGCUCGACUGGCAGUACUCGACCGUUCCCCAGGACAAGCUCGUCGACGCCAACGGCACCAGUGGCCGUGAGGCCGCGUGGCCCCGCGGCAAGGUCCUCGGCGGCUCGAGCGCCAUCAACGGCCUCUACUACGUCUCCGCCAGCAAGCGCGAGCACCAGGUGUGGGGUCGCCUCUCGGGCGACCUCGGCAGCUGGGGCUGGCAUAGCAUCCGCGACGCCAGCCAGAAGUCGCAGCGCUUCUCGAGGAACACGGUCGGCCCGCUCGACGCCUACAUCGAGGACGAGUCCGACUUCAUGGGCGCCAGCGGUCCCGUCUGCGUCUCGUACCCGGGCGUCUCGUACCAGCCCGUCGCCGACUGGGUGCCCACGCUCGGCGCCCUCGGCAUUCCGGCGGCGCAGUCGCCCUACGGCGGUGAGAACCAGGGCGCCUUUAUCGCCGCCUCGACCAUCGACUCGGCUACCUGGCAGCGCAGCUUCAGCCGCAACGCCUACCUCGACCCCAUCGCCGAUCGCCGCAAGAACAUCGUCGUCAUCCCCAACCAGACCGUCACCCGCAUCGUGUGGAGCGAUGACUACGAGGUCGACGCCGAUGUGGGCCGCCGCGCUCUCGGCCUCGAGUUCGCCUCGUCGCCCGACGCGCCGCGGGCCACCGUGACGGCGCGCCGCGAGGUGAUCCUGUCGGCCGGUGCCAUCGGAACGCCGCAGAUCCUGCAGCUGUCGGGCGUCGGCAACCCCUACCUCCUCGAGCAGCACAACAUCACCCUGAUCAAGGACCUCCCCGGCGUCGGCGAGAACCUGCAGGACCACCUCGCCUCGUCGGUCGUCUACACGCCCGCCGAGGGCAUGAAGCUCCCCGCUGCUGCCGCCGGCGAGACUUCGAAGCAGGCCUCGUUUGUCGACUCGUCGAUCGCCUACCUGACGCUCGAGAAGAUGUACGGCACCAAGGAGGCGGCCAAGUUCAUCGAGCGCGCGCGCCGGUUCAGCGACGACUACAUCGCCUCGGCCGAGACGACGCCCGAGGCGGUCAAGCGCGGCUGGAGGAAGCAGUACGACCUGCUGCUCGACGAUCUGCUGGUCCGCGAGUCCAAGUCGGGCUUUACGGGUUCCGCCAAGGGCGCCAUGGAGAUGCUGCUGGGCAUCUCGAUGGGCAGCGUCCAGAUCGAGACGGCGCUGCAGGCUCCCUUUUCGCGCGGCACCGUCCAGAUUGCCUCGGCCGACGCCUUUGACAAGCCGCUCAUCAACCCAAACUACCUCCAGCACCGCUCCGACGUCGAGCUGCUGCGCUCGGGCUUCCAGGUGGCGCGCAAGAUUGGAUCCACGGCCCCGAUGAAGGACCUCGUCUCUGCCGAGACGGCGCCCGGCCCCGGCGUCGAGAGCGACGAGGAGUGGGACCGAUGGGUCGCCAGCGUCGUGGGCACCGAGUACCACCCGUCGUCGACGUGCUCGAUGCUCGAUGAGCACGACGGCGGCGUCGUCGACUCGACGCUCAAGGUGUACGGCACCGAGAAUGUGCGCGUCGUCGACGCCAGCAUCAUCCCGCUCAGCCUGAGCUCGCACCUGAUGAGCGCCACGUACGCCAUCGCCGAGAUUGCCGCCGACCUCAUCAAGAGCUGCUCCGUCGAGCCCAUCGAGGAGUGCGACUACGAGGACGAUGCCGAGGAAGAGGAAGAGGAGGAGGCGGUGGUGGUGGCGGACAAGUGCUAG
Molecule: messenger RNA, 2067 nt
Organism: Pseudozyma flocculosa PF-1
Lineage: Eukaryota; Fungi; Basidiomycota; Ustilaginomycetes; Ustilaginales; Ustilaginaceae
Exons: 1
Coding region: 1-2067 (688 amino acids)
Molecular function (GO): flavin adenine dinucleotide binding; oxidoreductase activity, acting on CH-OH group of donors
Source: RefSeq, a predicted model, not a curated record